Molecule: messenger RNA, 999 nt
Organism: Sparassis crispa
Lineage: Eukaryota; Fungi; Basidiomycota; Agaricomycetes; Polyporales; Sparassidaceae
Exons: 10
Coding region: 1-999 (332 amino acids)
Biological process (GO): mitochondrial respiratory chain complex I assembly
Cellular component (GO): mitochondrion
Source: RefSeq, a predicted model, not a curated record
AUGCUCAUCCAUAACGUCGCACGUCGGUGCUGUUCGACCACGUUCAAGCGAUCGUACGCGUCCGUGUCGUCAUCCUCGUCGCCCAUAAACCCAAACACAGUACGCCCGUUCCAGGUCUUCGACCGUAACGCGAAGCGUCUCCAGAAAGACCGCGCAGCGUCUCGAGAGGAUGGCGUUCGUAGCAGAAUAGUGGAUUACGUCCGUGAUGAAGUUGCCGACAGGAUGAUUGAAAGGCUCUUGGACAUCAAACGGAAAUUUAACACGAUACUUGAUCUCGGCUCAGGUCCUGGUCACUUCUCCAGAUUGCUAGAGUAUGAAACGACUAACAAGGUGGUAAUGCUCGAAUCGAGUGAAAAGCUUCUACAUCGUGAUCCGGACACUGAGUUUGAUGUAGAAGUGAAGAGGAUUUAUGCAGACGAGGAGGACUUGCUGAAGGUCGUGGAGCCAAACUCCCAAGAAGCCAUCGUCUCAUGUCUUAGUUUACACUGGGUAAACGACCUACCCGGAAUCCUCAUCCAGAUAAAGGAAGCACUUCAACCCGACGGAGUAUUCAUGGCGGCACUAUUUGGUGGAGAUACGCUCUUCGAACUCAGAACUGCCCUUCAACUAGCCGAAGUUGAGCGAGAAGGAGGCAUCUCCCCACAUGUUUCACCAAUGACAGAUUCACGGGACAUGUCCAACCUCCUGGGGCGCGCCGGAUUCACCCUUUUAACAGUAGAUGUAGAUGAAGUCAAGGUGGCAUAUCCGUCCAUGUGGGAGCUGAUGGACGACCUGCGUGACAUGGGAGAGAGUAACGCAGUGAUUGGUAGACGGAAUUUCAUACAUCGCGACACCCUUACCGCUGCUUCUGCCAUAUACAAGGAGUUGCACGGUCAUGAAAACGGGAGUGUUCCAGCGACUUUUCAGAUUAUCUAUGUUAUCGGGUGGAAACCUGCUCCUACGCAACCAAAGCCCCUUGAACGAGGAACCGGUAGGACAAGUCUGAAAGAAGUCCUGUAA